Molecule: messenger RNA, 897 nt
Organism: Symbiodinium necroappetens
Lineage: Eukaryota; Dinophyceae; Suessiales; Symbiodiniaceae
Source: the annotation of a GenBank genome assembly
AUGGCCGCCGGCUCGUCUCGCGGGGUGAAGCGAGAACUGGAUUCCGGAGAGCCGGAAGAAGCACAAGGAGACCAGGACGAAUCGGAGAGCAUUGUUGCCUUUGCGCUCUACAAACCCAGGCCAAUGAUCACAGACAUGACCAAGGGAGGCAUGGGAGAUAUUGCGAGGAGGAUGUGUCCUACGAGGCCACCCAAGCCAGUUGGGCAGCUUGACAGGUGCACGACUGGGCUCAUGAUCUUCACGACCAAUGGUCGCCUUACUUGCCAUCUAAACAGUCAUGUGUCCAAGACCUAUCGGGCUUGGUAUGAUGGUUGGACAAGCAGCAAUGGAAGGAGCUCCGCUGAGCUUACAGAUGAGCAGUGCCAGCAGCUACGGGAGGGCAUCUGCCUGUCGCGUGGCGAUGGCUGGGCCAACUUCGAGACCGUGCAGCGGAGGGAGUGUGAAGAGCUCCCCAGCAUCCAACUGCCCACAGGCGAGAAGAUGCGCAAAUUCCGCUACUGUGCCGACGUGCGCAUCAGCUCCGGCAAGUUUCACGUAGUGAAGAGGCUUUUCAUGUCUGUUGGGAAGUCGGUCAUCCGGCUGCAUCGCCUUGAAGUAGCUGGCCUCUCUUUGGAGAAGUGCGGCCUUGAGAGGCCGGGUGACUUCGUCCAGCUUUCGGACGAGCUGCGAGAUAGUGGGCAUCACGCGGACAUUGCGUUUGCCAAGCACGAGAAAGAGAAAUCGGACAAUAGGAACUUCGAGGGAACGGCUGAACGAGGGAGAUGCCCCGCUGCAAAUGCGCAGCAGGCACAGGACGCAGUCAGCAGCUUGCGAACUGCUACGCCGUCGAAGUCGAAGAGGAAAAAGGCUUGCAAGAAGAUCAAGCUCUGCUCGGACACAUCGCGGCGAGAACUCUGA